This is a messenger RNA of Trichosurus vulpecula (common brushtail), 1911 nucleotides long. RefSeq names its product cytochrome P450 2C23-like. The transcript is spliced from 9 exons. The record is from RefSeq and is a predicted model, not a curated record. Gene Ontology annotation, molecular function: heme binding; oxidoreductase activity, acting on paired donors, with incorporation or reduction of molecular oxygen, reduced flavin or flavoprotein as one donor, and incorporation of one atom of oxygen; iron ion binding. Gene Ontology annotation, cellular component: cytoplasm; intracellular membrane-bounded organelle. Gene Ontology annotation, biological process: xenobiotic metabolic process. Bases 16 to 1497 code for a protein of 493 amino acids. Lineage: Eukaryota; Metazoa; Chordata; Mammalia; Diprotodontia; Phalangeridae.
CCAUCUUUUGGGGCAAUGGAUCCUUGGGGACUCAGCACGACUGCCCUCCUGGCUUGUGUCCUUUUCCUGAUCUUGUCUCUAUGGAUGCAAGGACUCAAAAAGGGGAAGCUCCCACCAGGUCCCACCCCUCUUCCCUUUUUUGGCAACAUCCUGCAGUUGGAUGUGAAGAACAUCAUUACAUCGUUCUCACAGCUGGCUGAAAAAUAUGGACCCAUCUAUACUAUUUAUUUUGGACCCCAGCGUGUUGUGGUGCUACAUGGAUAUGACAUUUUGAAGGAAGCUCUAAUUGAUCAAGGAGAUGCAUUUAUAGACAGAGGAAGUAUUGCAAUAUUUGAAGAUGUAAUGAAAGGAAAAGGAGUUGUUUUUAGUCGUGGAGAGAGGUGGAAACAACUCCGCAGAUUUUCCCUGAUGACCCUAAGGAACUUUGGGAUGGGGAAGAGAAGCAUUGAAGAGAGAGUUCAAGAAGAAGCCCAAUGCCUGGUGGAGGAGCUCCGGAAAACAAAAGGCCAGCCCACUGAUCCUACCUUCAUCCUUUCCUGUGCCCCAUGCAAUGUGAUCUGCUCUGUCCUGUUCCGUGAUCGAUUCCAGUACGAUGAUGAGAAAUUUCUGUAUCUGAUGACCAUGUUAAAUACUAACUUUCAGCUGCUUAACUCAACAUGGAUACAGCUCUACAACUUCUUACCUAGGUUCAGAGUGUACCUCCCUGGAAUCCAUAAAAGAUAUAUGAGAAAUGUGCAGAAAAUGAGAAGUUUCAUUUUGGAAAGAGUGAAGGAGCAUCAAAAGAUGCUGGACCCCAGCAACCCUCAAGACUACAUUGACUGCUACCUCUCUAAAAUGCAGCAGGAAAAAGAUAAUCCCCAGUCAGAAUUUGACUUAGAGAAUCUAGUAGUGGCUGCAGCAGAUUUAUUUGGUGCAGGAACAGAGACAACCAGUAGCACUCUAAGAUAUGGCCUGCUGCUCUUUCUGAAACAUCCUGAGGUCCAAGCAAAAACUCAUGAGGAAAUUGAUCGUGUGAUUGGACGUAAUCGAGUUCCUUCCAUAAUGGACAGACAAAAUAUGCCCUAUACGGAUGCUGUGGUCCACGAAGUGCAAAGAUUCAUUAACCUCACACCUGCCAGUUUGCCCCAUGCAGUAACCCAGGAUAUCCAGUUCCAAAAAUAUGUCCUCCCCAAGGGCACAACAAUCUUCCCCCUGCUCUAUCCAGUUUUGCAUGACAGCAAAGAGUUCCCCAACCCUGACCAGUUUGACCCCCAGCACUUCCUGGAUGAAAAUGAGAAUUUCAAGAAAAGUGACUACUUCAUGCCUUUUUCCAUUGGAAAACGGUCUUGUCUUGGAGAGGGCCUGGCGAGGAUGGAGUUGUUUUUGUUCCUUACCACCAUUCUGCAGAACUUCACCCUCAAACCAGUUGGUGAUCCAAAUGAAAUUAGCAUCAAGAGUAAACGUUCUGGGUUCAUCACUCUUCCACCACAUUACCAACUAUGCCUUCUUCCUCGCUAAGGAAGAAGACAAAGCUGAUUUGGUAAAUUAGCCAGCUGGUUUCAUUGUCUGGAUUCAAUACUCUCAUAUUUUUGAUUGGAAUCCCCUUGAGGAAAAAAACAAUUCCCACCUAACCAUUAAAAUGGGUCUUAAUUUCCAGAGAGAAGACAGGCUAGCAGGGUGCCUUGUGUGUCAUUAUGUAAUAAGGGCCGCCUUAUUCACGUGCAGCUCUCUCACCAAUGUCUCCACCAUGCUCUAAUUCACACCCUCAUUUCCAGUUUUAGGGUAUGAAGGAAGUUCUCUAAAAUAUUCCCCCAGAAAACCCAUAUUAGUUUGUAUGUUUCUUUUCAAAUAUCCUCAAGGAUGAUUUUAUUUUCUAUUGUGUAGAUUUUGUUUGUGAAUUGGGGUGUAAUAAACACAGCUGUUGCUAAUGAC